Messenger RNA from Quercus lobata, 726 nucleotides. Its product is annotated as proteasome subunit beta type-2-A-like. Bases 1 to 564 code for a protein of 187 amino acids. The transcript has 4 exons. The record is from RefSeq and is a predicted model, not a curated record. Gene Ontology annotation, cellular component: proteasome core complex. Lineage: Eukaryota; Viridiplantae; Streptophyta; Magnoliopsida; Fagales; Fagaceae.
AUGAUUGAGAAGGAGAACCGUUAUGCUGAGGAGGGUUUAGGAUAUGUUAGCUUUCUGGCAGGGUCAGUUUGGUCAUCAUCGGAACAUAGUCAUUUGGAAGGUAGUGCCACAUUGUUUGAUGUGGUGUCUUUGGAGGAAAGGAAUCUAGAAGUUUUGAGGAUUGCUUAUCUUCCCACAGCCUGGACAAGAGUGUCUUUUAGUCCUUCCUCUGGAGCUAGUAUCGAGGGAAAGAAUCCAUACUCUGUGAAUAUCCUUCUGGCUGGCUACGAUAAGGAGACAGGCCCAUCCCUUUACUAUAUUGACUACAUCGCUACACUUCAUAAACUUGACAAGGGAGCAUUUGGUUAUGGGUCCUAUUUUUCUCUCUCCAUGUUGGAUAGGCACUACCACAGUGGCAUGUCGGUUGAAGAAGCAAUUGAUUUGGUUGAUAAGUGCAUAUUGGAGAUUCGAUCCCGGUUGGUUGUGUCACCACCAAACUUUGUUAUCAAGAUUGUUAACAAGGAUGGAGCAAGGGAGUAUGCCUGGCGUGAAUCUGUCAAGGAUGGUGCAGUUUCUACAGCCUAAAUUCCUUUUUAUGUUUUAAUUUAAAUGAGUUAAAAGGGAAAGUUACAUAUCUCUUCCUGAACUUUAGAUUGAAAUACUCGUACCGACUAUUCUUGUUUCAUUUGCUGAUAUGCCAGAAUAGUUGUAUUGUUAGAAAAUUAAUACAACGCUUGUGUUUUUCCA